UUGACCUUCAAGAAGUUGACUGAGAACUUCAAAUUUUCCGCGUCGUCUUCAAUCAUCCAUGCACGAUGGAGAAAACUCAGCUUCGCAGAAAGAUCCCAUCUCCAACAGCAAAAUCCAGUAGAGUUUUUCCUCUACCGAGCGCCGAAGAAGGACGAAAAUGGCCGAUUUCCUAUGGACAUUUGCAGUGCAGGAGAUCAUCAAGAAGACAUUGCAGCUCGCCGCCGAGCAACUUAGUCUGGCGUGGGGUUUCAAGCCCGAGCUCUCCAAGUUCCGCAGCUCUCUGCUCCUCGCCGAAGCCAUUCUUCGCGAUGUCGAUCGAACGAAAUCCGAUCGAGAAUCGGUCAAGAUUUGGGUUGCUAGGCUUCAGGAUUUAGCCCUCGAAGCCGAAAUUGUACUCGACGAGCUCUCCUACGAGAAUCUCAGACGCCAAUUGGACGUCAUUGGACAUUCCAAGAAUAGGGUACGCGAUUUCUUUUCAAUCUCCAACCCUGUGAUUUUUCGUUUGAAAAUGGCCCGCAAAAUUAGAACUAUCACCCAAAUUUUGAAUGAAAUUAAAGCGGAUGCGAGUGCUGUGGGGAUUGUCAAGUUUGGGGGUGGAAAAUGGGGGGAUCCUCUUGAUAAUGGCCAAAUUCCAGAGACAGACUCGUUUCUUGAUGAGUUUGAAGUUAUAGGGAGAGGGGGGGAUAUAGCAAAAAUAGUGAACAUUUUAGUUGACGGUACCAAUCACGAGACGAUCUCUGUAAUUCCUAUUCUGGGCAUGGGUGGUCUAGGAAAGACAACUGUGGCAAAGGCAGUCUUCAACCAUGAGCUUGUGAAGGCACAGUUUGAUGAAACUAUAUGGGUGUCUGUGACUGCAACUUUUGAUGACAAGAAGAUUUUAAGAGCAAUUUUGGAAUCUCUGACAAAUUUUCCAAGUGGGUUGGAUAGUAUGGAUGCUAUACUUAGAAGGCUACAAAAAGAGUUGGAAGGGAAAAAGUAUUUUCUUGUGCUGGAUGAUGUGUGGAAUGAAGAUGUUAAGCUAUGGAAUAAUUUGAAGAGUCAUUUGCUGAAAAUUACUAAUAGUGUUGGGAACAAAGUUCUUAUGACGACUAGGAGCGAGGAAGCUGGAAAAAUCAUGAAGACAUUUCCCAUAUAUCAUUUAGAGAAGUUAUCGGAUGAUGAAUGCUGGUCAAUAUUCAAGGAAAGAGCAUCUGCGAAUGGACUACCAUUGACUCCAGAAUUGGAAAUUAUUAAGAAUGUGCUUGCAGAGCAGUUUGGAGGCAUUCCAUUAGUUGCAAACGUCUUGGGAGGGGCUGUACAAUUUAAGACAAGAAGAGAGACUUGGUUGAUGUCAACAUUGGAAACUCUUAUUAUGAAUCCUCUGCAAACUGAAAAUGACGUUCUCUCUAUUUUGAGGUUAAGUGUGGAUCAUCUGCCAAACGCGUCGUUGAAACAAUGCUUUGCCUAUUUUUCAAAUUUUCCGAGGGGAUUUAACUUUGAAAAGGAACAGUUAAUCCAAUUUUGGAUGGCAGAAGGGUUCAUUCAACCAUCUGAUCAAGUACGCACUGAAACCAUGGAAGAUAUAGGAGAAAAGUACUUCAACAUCUUGCUUGCUCGUUCCUUAUUUCAAGAUAUUGUUAAAGAUGAGAAUGGUAAAAUUACGCACUGUAAGAUGCAUCAUCUUCUACAUGAUCUUGCAUGUUCUGUUUCAAAAUGUGAAGCAUUGAGUUCGGAUCAUAUUGGUUUAGUUGAUGAUGUUCCUCAAAUUCGUCAAUUAUCCUUGAUUGGCUGUGAGCAAAGCGUAAAUUUGCCUCCUAGAAAGAGCAUGCAGAAGCUGCGUUCUUUAUUUUUGGAUAGAGAUGUUUUUCGCCACAAGAUCAUAAAUUUCAAACGCUUGCAAAUUCUGGAUAUGUCCCGAUGUGAAAUUCAUAACCUGCCAAAUUCAAUCGGAAGAUUAAAGCAUCUAAGGUAUCUAGAUGUUUCAAAUAAUAUGACAAAGGAGCUUCCAAAUUCUAUUGUUAAGCUUUACAAAUUACAGACACUGAGACUUGGUUUUUUUCAUGGAGAAGCCCCCAAGAAAUUCAGAAAACUGAUUAGCUUGAGACAUUUCUAUGUGGAUGUUAAAAGACCAACAAUUAGGCACAUGCCUUCCUAUUUAGGCAGGUUGGUUGAUCUUCAAUCCUUGCCUUUUUUUGUUGUGGGCACAGAGAGCGGUUCUCAUAUAGAAGAGCUUGGAUACUUGAGAAAUCUCAGAGGUAAGUUAAAGCUUUACAAUCUUGAAUUAGUAAGAAAUAAGGAGGAGGCCAUGAAGGCAGAGUUGGGGAAAAGGGAAAAGGUGUACAAAUUGAAACUAGUGUGGAGUGAUGAAAGAGAAGUUAAUGAUAACCAUGACAUUGCUGUUUUAGAAGGACUUCAACCACACAGGAACCUCCAAUACUUGACAGUAGAAAGCUUUAUGGGAGAACGUUUUCCAGAUCUUACUUUUGUUGAAAACUUGGUGAGGGUUUCUCUGAGAAAUUGUAGCAGAUGUAGAAGAAUCCCAAUGUUCGGACAUUUGCCCAAUCUCAAGGUUCUCGAGAUUUCUGGAUUACACAACCUGAAAAGUAUAGGGACUGAAUUCUAUGGGAAUGAAUAUAUAGAGAAAAGUUUGUUUCCAAAACUCAAAAUAUUUCAUCUUUUUGACAUGGAGAAUCUUGGACGUUGGGAUGAAGCAGCAGUUCCACCAGAAGUUGUGGUUUUUCCUUGCCUUGAAGAGUUGCAAAUUCUCAGCUGUCCCAGAUUAGAAACUGCUCCUGAUUACUUCUCGACUCUUCGGACACUAGAAAUUGAUGAUGUCAACAACCCAAUUUCGCAGAUUACUCUUCAGACUUUUAAGCUACUUGGCAUCGUACACUCUUGCAACCUGAGUGGUCUGCCUGAGGAGCUACGUGGUAACCUGUCAUCUCUUGAGGAGUUUAAGGUUUGGUAUUACCUUCACUUGAAAUCUUUUCCAACCAUUGAGUGGCUCACUGAUCUUCUAAAUUGCAAGAUCGGAUAUGACACAAAAUGGACAAAUAUUCAAUCCCAUAAGUUAGAAUCUUACACUUCUGUAAAUGAAUUGUCUAUUUCUGGCUGCCCUGAUCUGACCUCAACCCCAGAUUUACAAGCAUUAUGUAAUCUUUCAUCUUUAACGAUUGCUGGGCUGAAGAAAUUGCCAAAGGGAAUGCACUGCCUCACUUGCCUGAAAAGUUUGUCAAUUGGUGGGUUCAUGGAAGGGUAUGAUUUUGGGCCUCUUUUACAUCUUGAGUCUCUUGAAGAUCUAGCACUGAUAGACUUUGGAAGUACACAAAGCACACUUCCAGACCAACUUCAGCACCUCACUGGCUUAAAACACUUGAAAAUUGUGGGAUUUCAUGGCAUUGAAUCUCUGCCAGAGUGGUUGGGAAAUCUUACCACAUUGGAAAUUUUGCACCUUGAGAGUUGCAGAAACUUGAGAGAGUUUCCAGAAGCCAUGAGUUGCCUCACCAAAUUGGAGGAACUGCGCAGUUUCAAUUGCCAAGAGCUGAGGCUUCGCCAAGAAGACCCGGAAUGGGCCAAGAUUAAACACAUACCGAGAUUCAUAGCUUUCAAUUAUUGGGUUGAUGAGAACCAACAGAGGAUUCAAUUCAAAGUAUGCCACAAUGCUAGCUAGUGACCAAUGUCCUAAAUGAAGCAUUGAGUACAGUAAAUUUCCUAUUGAUUAAUUGAAGCAAUGAAGUACUCACUUCUCAGAUGAACUGUGUUGCUGUGAGUUCUUUGGUCAAUUCGUGUAUGGAUUUUAUGUGUGAACAAGUGGCUACAUGGACUCAUCUUAAAAGAAUGAAGCAGCUAUAAAGCAGCUAUAUGUGAACAGGUAUUAUUUCCGCUUUCAUUAAAAUAUAGAAAUGUUAAUACUGUACAUUCCUUUUUUGAUCUUAUUACUAUUGUUUUGGAGUAAAUGUUUGUAUAUCCUAAAGUCAUAUUUAAGUCUCUAACAUAUCAUGGUCAACAAA
This is a messenger RNA of Momordica charantia (bitter melon), 3989 nucleotides long. Its product is annotated as putative disease resistance protein RGA3. Gene Ontology annotation, molecular function: ADP binding. The record is from RefSeq and is a predicted model, not a curated record. Lineage: Eukaryota; Viridiplantae; Streptophyta; Magnoliopsida; Cucurbitales; Cucurbitaceae.